This is a messenger RNA of Arachis duranensis, 765 nucleotides long. RefSeq names its product NAC domain-containing protein 75-like. NCBI's taxonomy places the organism in Eukaryota, Viridiplantae, Streptophyta, Magnoliopsida, Fabales, Fabaceae. The coding region runs from base 101 to 337 and encodes 78 amino acids. The record is from RefSeq and is a predicted model, not a curated record. The transcript has 3 exons.
AACUUGCACACCAGCGUCACAUAUUCCUUCAUCAAAUCCUCUUGGAGUCUUCCAUCACAACACUUCCAUCAUCCUUGACGACCUUAUCUCCGCUAGAUUCAUGACUCCUCCUCCUCCUCCUCAUUUCCACCAGCAGCAUGAUAAUAAAGUAGUAGGAGGAACCUCUGCUUCUGGUUUAGAGGAACUCAUCAUGGGCUGCACUUCAACUUCAACCACUCAUAAUAUCACCAAAGAGGCAUCAAUGACAAACACAAACCCACAAGAAGCUGAGUGGUUGAAGUACUCUUCUUAUUGGGCUGACCCUCAGCCUCAGCCUCAGCCUCAUCUUCAUGGGUAAUAAUAACAGACCCCAUUUGGCAAAGUAAUCAUCCACACUUACGCUUUCCUCUUUUUUUUUUUCUUUUUUUUUUUCAUUAAUGCAAAUAUAUAUAUAAAAGGGCGUGGCUUUUCGAGUCUCAACGGAAAUAACUGCUGCAUGUGUGCACUGUAACGGCACAUACAUCAAGUUGGAAACAAACAACAAAGGAGGGAAGAACAAAUUGAAUCAAAUUCAAGAAAAUGAAAAUAACCGCAAGAAAAUUAAAGCUGCUGUUCUACCUCCUCAUCACACAAAGAAACAGUUUGAUAAUGCAUCAAAAUCAUCACUAUUACCAAUAUAGUAUCUUUUUUUUCUCUCAUUAUUCAUAUUAUUUUAUUAUUUUAAUUAAGAGGUUUGUAUAAUUUCGCUUUUGCUGACUUGCUUCUUUUACACAUUACAUGAAAUAU